This is a messenger RNA of Aspergillus thermomutatus, 1080 nucleotides long. Its product is annotated as putative proline utilization protein PrnX. Bases 1 to 1080 code for a protein of 359 amino acids. The record is from RefSeq and is a predicted model, not a curated record. Lineage: Eukaryota; Fungi; Ascomycota; Eurotiomycetes; Eurotiales; Aspergillaceae. Gene Ontology annotation, cellular component: cytoplasm. The transcript has a single exon.
AUGCAUCUUCUCUCCGAACCAGACGUCUCUCGCAUUCUGAGAAACCUAACUCCAGAACAAUGCCACACCUUACUCGACGCUCUGAGCGACUCCCUGGUAACCGUCUCAUCAGAGACAACAAAAUCAGAACCAGAGCGUCUCGUCCAUCAACCCCUCCGCACCACCAUCACCACCAAAGACCGGAAUCUAUCGCUCUUCAUGCCCGUCUCCAAUACAACCAGCACAGGCAUCAAGAUCGUCACAGCCUCCCAGCGCGAAGGCAUCAUCGGGGUAAUCAACAUCUUCUCGCCGGAGGGCCGGCUCCUCGGCCUGCUCAGCGCCGCAGAAGUCACGGCCUUCCGGACGGCCCUUGCAACCAUGACGCUGUUCACCCGCUGCACGUCCAUCGCCAAGGCGCACAUCCUGAUUUUCGGCUCGGGACGUCAAGCAGAGUGGCACGCGCGGCUGGCGCUGCUGUUGGUUCCGGGGCUGGUCCGGCGAAUCACCUUCAUCAACCGGGGGCGCAGGCGGCUGGAGGAGUUGGAGAGGGAGGUGAUUGCGGAUCUGAGAUGCUCUCAUCCGGAUAUCGUAUUCGGAACGCUGGUCAGGGAGGAUAAUGCUGAUUAUGAGGCACGACUGCGCGACGAGGUCGCCUCGUGCGACGUCAUCUUCAGCUGCACGCCGUCUACGGAGCCGAAUUUUCCCCACGGCUAUCUUUCGUCUACCUCUAUGUCUACGUCUACGUCUACGUCUACGCCUAAGCAGCGGUUUAUUUCGCUCAUUGGGUCGUACAAGCCGCAUAUGCGCGAGGUUGACGCCGAGACGAUCCUCUCGGGUGGUGGGGAGAUCUAUGUUGAUUCUCGGGAGGCUUGUCUUGAGGAAUCGGGGGAGUUAAUCCAGGCGCGGGUAAGGGGGGAGCAGUUGAUUGAGAUUGGGGAGUUGUUUGGGAGACUGGGGAAGUCGGAGCCGAUUGUGGUGCUGGAUGGGUGCAAUGUGGUUUUCAAGUGCGUGGGGAUGGGGAUUAUGGAUUUGGUGAUUGGGAAGAAGCUGUUGGAUCUUGGCGUCGAACAGGGAUUGGGGAUGAAUGUGGAUGGUUUCUGA